Molecule: messenger RNA, 1259 nt
Organism: Megalops cyprinoides (Indo-Pacific tarpon)
Lineage: Eukaryota; Metazoa; Chordata; Actinopteri; Elopiformes; Megalopidae
Product: acidic leucine-rich nuclear phosphoprotein 32 family member B-like
Exons: 7
Coding region: 201-992 (263 amino acids)
Biological process (GO): regulation of apoptotic process
Cellular component (GO): nucleus
Molecular function (GO): histone binding
Source: RefSeq, a predicted model, not a curated record
UAACUGAUCAGAGGUGGCGGUAUUGAGUAUAUAAUAGUUUCGGUCCCGUUUCCCUCCAUGGUUUCUCCUCUGCCUGAGUAAGUUGGCGUUUGGUUCACUUCAUUAUACAGUCCCAUAUUCACCCUCCAUUAAGGCAUCUCUCCGCUUUUUGGGCAGAGUAAAUUCAACCUACAUCAAGGCUGAAACUUUUAAAGGGGAAGAUGGACAUGAAAAAGAGGAUCCACCUAGAACUGAGAAAUAGGACACCAUCUGAUGUACGGGAGUUGGUCCUUGACAACUGCAGGUCAAAUGAAGGAAAAAUUGAAGGCCUCACCGCAGAAUUUGUUAAUCUCAAAUUCCUCAGUUUAAUAAAUGUUGGCCUAAUCUCUGUUUCCAACCUCCCCAAACUUGGAAAAUUAAAACAGUUGGAGCUCAGUGACAACAGAAUUUCUGGUGGCCUUGACGUUUUAGCAGAGAAACUUCCGAACCUCACACACCUGAACCUCAGUGGAAACAAGCUAAAAGACAUCAGCACACUGGAACCUCUGAAAAAGCUCGAAAACCUGAAGAGCCUCGACCUUUUCAACUGUGAAGUGACAAACCUGAACGACUACCGCGAGAGCGUCUUCAAGCUCCUGCCCCAGCUGACCUAUCUUGAUGGCUACGAUAUGGAGGAUCGGGAGGCUUCCGACUCCGAUGGGGAAGUGGACGGAGAUGGAGUGGAUUACGAUGAUGACGAAGAGGGUGAGGAGGAGGAAGAGGAUGAAGAUGAGGAUGGGGAAGAGGAAGAUUUUGAUGAAGAGGAUGAUGAUGAUGAGGAGGAGGUAGAUGGUGAAGAGGAUGAGGAUGUCAGUGGAGAGGAUGAAGAGGAUGACUUGGGUCAGGAUGGAGAAGUAGAUGAUGAAGAUGUGGAUGAUGAAGAUGAUGAUGAAGAUGAUGAGGAGGAGGAAGGAGGGAGAGGUGAGAAGAGGAAGCGAGAGCCAGAGGACGAAGACGAUGAAGACGACGACUAGAGGCGGCGUUCCUGUUCAGUUACCCUUUUUUCUUCUCCUGUUUGUCCCCUACCCCUCCCUGGGAUCUGUGCUCCUGUAAAGGACUUGGUCGCAUUGGCUGGAUUGGCCUUGUGGAGGCGGGGCCAGAGAAUAAAGAAUUGUGAGGUGACGUCUCGAGCAACGUUCCACACAGCAUUCCACAAUUACACUGUCAAUUCUCAGAGAAAACCCACACGAGGACUUGGGGGACUGGUAUCUAUUUUGGGGUCUGUGCUUUUAAUAUUUUGU